AUGCCAAUGUGGCGGGUGACGGCGUUCAUUGGGGAGAACAUCAUCGUGAUGGAGACCCGCUACGAGGGCUUGUGGAUGAACUGCUUCCGGCAGGCCAACAUUCGGAUGCAGUGUAAGGUGUACGACUCUUUGCUGGCGCUGUCUCCGGACCUCCAGGCCGCUCGGGGGCUCAUGUGCUGUUCCGUGGCUUUGACCGGGCUGGGUUUACUAAUCUCCAUUGCCGGGAUGAGGUGCACGGCGUGCAUCCAAGGUAACGACCGCGCCAAGCGGAUGGUUCUGAUCAUCGCUGGCUGCAUGAUCCUAGCGGGCUGCCUCUGCUGCCUCAUCCCCGUCUCCUGGACCGGACACGCCAUCAUCCAGGACUUCUACAACCCCUUGCUCAUCGAUGCCCAGCGCAGGGAACUCGGGGAAGCGUUGUACAUCGGUUGGGUGUCUUCCGCCUUCUUAUUCGCCGGUGGGUGCAUAUUCACCUGCUGCAGCGGCCCCCUGGACAAGGGCCCGGAUCCGAGGUACAUGUACACCAGGAACGCGCCCUAUGUGGCCUAUCAGCCGCAACCCGUGGCCUACCACCCUCAGCCGCGCUCGGUGUACAGUCACCCGUCCGGGCCACCGUCGUUCAUUGAGCAGUCAUACCAACCAUCUAGACAACAGUCAUUCAUUCAGCCUUCCAGACAGCAGUCGUUCAUACAACCGUCCCGACAUCCGUCCGCCCGCAGCGCCGUGGCUUAUCUCUGAAAUCCAGCU
Messenger RNA from Sinocyclocheilus grahami, 744 nucleotides. RefSeq names its product claudin-4-like. The record is from RefSeq and is a predicted model, not a curated record. Gene Ontology annotation, molecular function: structural molecule activity. Lineage: Eukaryota; Metazoa; Chordata; Actinopteri; Cypriniformes; Cyprinidae. Bases 1 to 735 code for a protein of 244 amino acids. Gene Ontology annotation, cellular component: bicellular tight junction; membrane. The transcript has a single exon.